CCACUCGCUGCACAUUCGGCGCUCCAGUCGGUGGUGGCUAUCCUGUCAGCUGGCUGGCUGGGGGAGCUGCGGGCGGGCGUCGGAGCAGUAGCAGCCUCAGCCACAGCCACAGCCACAGCAGCAGCCGCAGCAGGAGCAGCAGCAGCCACAGCCGUAGUCUCAGUUGCAGCAGCAGCCAGCGUGCAUCUCCCGGCUUGAGCCCAGCGCUGCCCAGCAGCGUUGUCCUCCGGGCGGUGAGAGCGGGCCGCUGCCCCUCUUCUCUGCCCGGCUAGCGGCCAGCUGGUGCGCCCUGCCUGCCUGUUUGCCUCGUGCCCUCCCGCGGCUGUUCCGGGCUCGCUCUCCGUUCCCCAGUUCGUGUCUGUCCGUUUUUGCUGGGCUUAGCGCGCCCACUCCUCCGGCCAGAUGAUGAACUUCUUGCGGCGCCGCCUCUCCGACAGCAGCUUCAUCGCCAACCUGCCCAAUGGCUACAUGACCGACCUCCAGCGGCCUGAGCCACAGCAGCCGCCCCCUCCUCCCGGCUCGGCCUCUGGCCCCGCCGGGCCGCCGGCUGCCGGCUCCCCGGCCCCCGAACGAAGGCCUCCUCCGCCCCAGGGACAGGGACAACCCCAGCAGUCCGCGCCGCAGCCGGCCCCGCCGCAGGCUCAGCCAGCAGCCCCGGUGCAGUCCAUGAGCAGCAGCUUCUUCAGCUCCCUGUCCAACGCCGUGAAGCAGACCGCCGCCUCGGCCGGGCUGGUGGACGCCCCCUCCACCACUCCUGCCGCCUCCAGAAAGUCCAAGUUGCUCCUGGUCAUUGAUGAACCGCACACUGACUGGGCCAAGUGUUUUCGGGGCAAAAAGGUCUGUGGAGAUUACGACAUCAAAGUGGAACAGGCAGAAUUUUCAGAGCUCAACCUGGUGGCUCAUGCUGAUGGAACCUAUGCUGUGGACAUGCAGGUCUUCCGAAAUGGCACAAAGGUUGUCAGAUCCUUCCGGCCCGACUUUGUGCUCGUCCGACAGCACUCCUUCGGCAUGGCGGACAACGAAGACUACCGGAGCCUGAUUAUCGGCAUGCACUACGCCGGCAUCCCCAGCGUCAACUCCUUUGAUUCCAUCUACAACUUCUGCGAUAAGCCCUGGGUGUUUGCCCAACUGGUGGCCAUCUACAAGAAUCUAGGAGGAGAGAAAUUUCCUCUCAUUGAACAGACAUUCUACCCCAACCACAAAGAGAUGCUGACGCUCCCGACAUUCCCCGUGGUGGUGAAAAUCGGCCAUGCUCACUCAGGCAUGGGGAAGGUAAAGGUGGAGAAUCACUAUGACUUCCAGGACAUCGCCAGUGUGGUGGCCCUCACCCAGACCUAUGCCACGGCUGAGCCAUUCAUUGACGCCAAGUAUGACAUCCGGAUCCAGAAGAUUGGCAACAACUACAAAGCUUACAUGAGGACAUCCAUCUCAGGAAACUGGAAGACAAACACUGGAUCUGCAAUGCUAGAGCAGAUUGCUAUGUCGGACAGGUAUAAGUUGUGGGUGGACUCCUGCUCCGAGAUAUUUGGAGGUCUGGAUAUCUGUGCUGUCAAGGCUGUGCAUGGCAAGGAUGGGAAAGACUACAUUUUUGAGGUCAUGGAUUGUGCAAUGCCUCUAAUUGGAGAACACCAGGUGGAGGACAGACAGCUAAUCACUGAGCUGGUCAUCAACAAAAUGAACCAGCAGCUCUCUCGGACCCCUGCCCUGUCUCCCCAGAGACCCUCAACCACCCAGCAGCCACAGAGUGGGACCUUGAAGGAUCCGGAUUUGAGCAAGACACCCCCCCAACGCCCCACCCCUCAAGGGGGUCCUGGGCAACCCCAAGGAAUGCAGUCCCCAAGCAAGGUGCUGCCUUCACGACGAUUUUCCCCGGGACCACCACCACCACCACCACACUCCUCCUCCUCCUCUUCCUCCUCCUCCUCCUCUUCCUCCUCCUCUUCCUCGGCUCCUCAUCCCGGCGGCCCAGCCGCACAGGCCAGUCCGACUUCCAGCCCACUGACCGAACCCCAGCCGCCCCAGCCGGAGCCGCGGAAAUCCCAGCCUCAUCCACAGCUAAACAAGUCCCAGUCCUUGACAAAUGCCUUCAGCUUCACUGAGUCCUCCUUCUUCCGGUCAUCAACGAAUGAGGACGAAGCCAAAGCCGAGACCAUCCGCAACUUGAGGAAAUCCUUUGCCAGCCUCUUUUCAGAUUAAGCCCUUGGAGUCCCAGAUCCCUCCCAACCAGUGUGUCUAGCACCUCUGACAGCUCCCAGCCCCGCCUAGUGAUACUACCCCGCCACCAUCAUUCUGUGCCCUCCCCCCUUCUCCGCUCCAUCCCCCGUAUCAAGCAAUCCAUGUAGCUUCUGAAGGACCCCGAGGAGGCAGGCGCAGGUCAGCAGGGAGGAGAGCACAGACUUCCCCGUUACCCUAAAACCUCUGUCUCGAGGUCCCGGUUAGCUGUGAUCUGGGUGGCCUUACUGUGAUGCUCACUCGUCGUCUGAUCCUGUCCCCUGCGACACCAGGAGAGCUUUCCUGGAGGACUCUGGGAGGCUGUAGCUAGUUCAGAUGCAGUAUAGUUGCAUGCUUCUAUUAAAGUGUUUAUUUUCAUUUUGUUUUCUUUAUAUUUGAUUUUAGUCAGUGCUUUCUAUGUGGAGAAUAAACAGAAAUCCUCUACCCUCAGAUUCUUAGGAACCCAUUUAGGCGAUUUUCUUGUCCGCUUCAUUGUGAAAAACAAAAGAAACCGGUUUCCUUGUGCCCCCUCCCCCCUCCCCCAGUGUCUAUCACCAGCUACAGUGUCCUGCUGCGUUUCUGAAGCCUUGUCGCUCCUCCUGACACGAGAACCCAUGGCUCUUGUUUUUGCCGUCCCGGCCCAUGGGCUGGGAGGACCGAGCUUUGAAGCUACACUGUGAAGAAAAGUGCAUGGCAGUGUGAUAGCACCAAGGCUAGUUCUGUGUUCACCUCCAAAAUAAAUGCUGAGCCAUGUGGUUAACUACCGAAAAA
Molecule: messenger RNA, 2982 nt
Organism: Antechinus flavipes (yellow-footed antechinus)
Lineage: Eukaryota; Metazoa; Chordata; Mammalia; Dasyuromorphia; Dasyuridae
Gene: SYN2
Product: synapsin II
Exons: 13
Coding region: 403-2196 (597 amino acids)
Biological process (GO): neurotransmitter secretion
Cellular component (GO): synaptic vesicle; synaptic vesicle membrane
Molecular function (GO): ATP binding
Source: RefSeq, a predicted model, not a curated record